CGCGUCUCUACUUUGAAACGUUCAACUGUUACGUGCGCCGCCCCGGAUCAUGAUGAACUUCAGCACAAAUGCCAGUGUUGGCAGUCACACUGGCAAAGAAAAUGUCCCAUCUUCAACCAGAGUAGAUGCAUUGCAGGUCCAGAGGACCAAACAGCGAACGGUGCUCAGUGUCUUGUCAGAAAAUGAGCAACGUGGUCGAUCCCUGAGCCAGGGAAGCAAAUUAUCCAAACACAGUUCAGUAUCAGACAGCUCGCAGCUCAACUUUCUUGGCUGUCCAUCCAGCUCCAGCUAUGAUAUAUAUGUUGAAGAGGCUUGUGAAGUUGUUCUAGCAGCUUCUGGGGAAGAACUGGACUUAGACAGUUAUUGCCUACAUGCUGAAACUGAUGCCCUACAAAAUGAAGACAUGAGACUCCUGCUGGAGCUGAGUUCAUGUUCAUGCCAGGAUGCUUCGAUGCAGUCUGAACCAAAUGGAUCCCUGCUGUCAGAGGAGGUGCUUUGUCUGGAGUAUGCAGAAAACAUUUACCAGCACUUGAGGGAGAGAGAGACGAAGCUCAGCGCAAGGCCGGACUACUUAGCGAGACAUCCAGAGAUCACCGAUAGCAUGCGAGCCGUUCUGGUGGAGUGGCUGGUUGAAGUUUCCCAGGAAUACAAGCUUCACUCUGAAACUUUGCACCUUGCUGUCAACUACAUGGACCGCUUUCUCUCCUGCACAGGCUAUGUGAAACGGGUGAAGCUGCAGCUGGUUGGCACAGCUGCACUGAUGAUUGCUUCAAAAUAUGAGGAGAUCACACCUCCUGACCUGAACGAGUUUGUGUACAUCACUGACAACACCUACAAGAAGAAAGAGUUGGUCCGGAUGGAGCAGGUUCUUCUGAGUGUGCUUGACUUCAACAUGGCAGCACCAACCUCAAGCCAGUUCCUUCACCUUUUCAUGUCCAUCCACUCAGUCUGUGACAUGACAAGGAACCUUGCCCUGUAUGCAACAGAGUUAAGUUUGCUAGAAAUUGGUCCAUUCCUGCAGUACACCCCAUCUAUAGUGGCUGCUGCAGCCUACUGCCUAGCCACCUACACUAUAAAUAGAUCUCUCUGGCCUGACUCCCUAAAUGCCUUUACUGGGUAUACCAUGGCUGAAAUUGUGCCCUGCCUGACUGACCUCCACAAACUAUCCAUCAGUGCAGAGAGCUGCCCACAGCAGGCCAUCAGGAACAAAUACAGAAGUUCUAAGUAUUGUCGUGUUUCUUGGAUCACUCUUCCUGCUGUUUUGCCUUUCUUAUGA
This is a messenger RNA of Stegastes partitus (bicolor damselfish), 1276 nucleotides long. Its product is annotated as cyclin-A1. The transcript has 9 exons. NCBI's taxonomy places the organism in Eukaryota, Metazoa, Chordata, Actinopteri, Pomacentridae. The coding region runs from base 50 to 1276 and encodes 408 amino acids. The record is from RefSeq and is a predicted model, not a curated record.